AUGGAAGAAUAUAGGGUGACCGAAUAUUCAAAUAACAAUUCUAUUGAAUCAGAAGGAUCAUUUCAAUCAUUACCUCCACCAUCAAUGGAAAUGGAUAUUGAAAAAAGUAUUGGUGGAUGUCGUGUAAAGGUACAAUCUCAAGUUGGUUAUAAUUAUGUUAAAAGAGUAUAUGUUUUAAGGCUAAAAGUAACUGAUAUGAUAAUGUAUAAAGGAAAUGGGUUAUUAAAAUACCCUCAAAAAAUUGACAUACUCUUAUCACAUGAUAUUUUUGAGAAAAUUAUUAAACCCAAAGGAUUGAAAGAAUGUUUAUUAUUUUAUAAUUCAACAAAACAUUGCCAUCAGGAGGUUGAGUUAGUGGAUGUUGAUGAUUAUGUUAUUGUAACAAAAGAAGGUGAAAGUUUACCUAGUUAUGCAUUUUAUUCAACAACAUUACACCCAAAAGCUUAUGAAUUUUUUUUUGAAUUUCGUCUUAAAUACCUCCUUCAAUAUUGGUGUAAAGAAAAUGAUAUUAGCACUCAUAAAUCAAUUGGUACAAUUUCUUAUUGUCCAAGAAAAGGUAGUAGUUCAAUAUUAGUACAAAUAUUAUAUAAAAUACAACUUUCACGUAGUAAAAAAGUUAUUCGUGUAUGGGAUGGUAGUGUUUUUAAGAAAGGAGUUCUUGUUAAAAUGACAACUGAUGAAAAUAAACUUGAAAAAUUAGGUUUUGUAACAAAUGAUACAAAUCCAGAAAUGAAAGAUGCAUAUAAUUUUGGUACAGAUUUAUGUAAAUAUUGUGUUGAUAUAGUAAUUCCACAAAAACUUUACUUAGAGAUAUGGGAUAAAAUUAAACCUGGUGAUUGGAUAUUAUUUAAAAAUAUUUCUUCUUUUGAAACAUAUAAACAUAAUGUAAAAUUUCUUUUAUCAGAGGAAAAUAAAAAAGAAAAUACUUUACAAAUAUAUACAUUAGAAGAAUUAGCACCUUUCUCUAAACAACUUAGUGCAUUAGCAUUUGCCAUUCAACGUAAAUCAUUAUAUUAUAAUUGUUUAAAAAUUUCUCUUAAUAUUUUUGAUAUAAAGAAUUUGAAUGAAGAGUUAUAUGUUGAGGAUAAUUUUGAAAAUCAGUAUAGAAAUGUUAAUGAAUCUCCAUCUAAUUUUCCUUAUUUACCAAUUUCUGGUGAUACUAAUCCAGCUCAAGAAGGAACAAAUAGUCUAUUAAAUAGUUUUUUUACAAAUUUACAUGAACAGACAACUAGUGAAAUUGUUGAUUCAAAAAGUCCUAAAUCAUCAUCAUGUUCUUUAGUCUCUAUUCAAUCAGCAGGAAAAAAGAAACAAUUUUAUGGUGUUGAGGAAUUUAUGAUAGGAUCUACAGCAUUUGUAAAAAAUCAUAAAAAAUUACUAAUAGAAAGUAUGAAAAUUUUAGAAGACAAAACAUUAACAAUAAUAUUAUGUUAUUUAUUAACAUCACGUGGUAGGACAUCAAUAACAAUAAGUAUGGUACCAGAAAACAAUAAAAACAUUGAAAUAUUUGAACUUUUAUAUCGUCAUAUCUCAGAUAUCUUUGAAAAUAAUUUAUCAAAUUUUAAAAAAGAAGCUUUUUCUAAAGGUAAUGGUGGUGAUUUUAAUUAUGAAAUAAUAUUUAAACUAAAAGAUGAUCUUAAUUCUUCCAAUCCAAUGGAAAUUUUUAUUAAUUUUAAUGCUAAUAUUAAAAAAGUUACAUCAAUAAGAGUUGAUAUUGAUGAUGAAGUUAUUAAUUAUGAACCUGUUAGUAAAAAAUCUAAAUCAUAG
Molecule: messenger RNA, 1764 nt
Organism: Strongyloides ratti
Lineage: Eukaryota; Metazoa; Nematoda; Chromadorea; Rhabditida; Strongyloididae
Exons: 2
Coding region: 1-1764 (587 amino acids)
Molecular function (GO): single-stranded telomeric DNA binding
Source: RefSeq, a predicted model, not a curated record